Gastrolobium bilobum is the source of this 396-nucleotide messenger RNA. RefSeq lists its product as uncharacterized. The record is from RefSeq and is a predicted model, not a curated record. Lineage: Eukaryota; Viridiplantae; Streptophyta; Magnoliopsida; Fabales; Fabaceae. The transcript has a single exon. The coding region runs from base 1 to 396 and encodes 131 amino acids.
AUGAUCACAAGCAUCGACCUCUGGAGUUUGCACAUUGUCUUUGUGAGGUUGUCACCUGUGAUAGGUGUGGGGCGUGCUCUUAGAGUAAGGAAGCUGAGUCUCAGGUUUAUCGGUCCCUAUCAGAUAAUAAAAAGGGUGGGACCGGUGGCUUAUCAGCUUGCAUUGCCUCCACAAUUAUCUAGUAUUCAUGAUGUAUUCCACGUGUCUCAACUUCAGAGAUAUAUUCGGGAUGAAUCCCAUGUUGUACAGCCUGACGAGGUUCAGAUAGGGGAGGAUCUUAAUUCUCCCGUGGGGCCGUGGAAAAUUCUUGGUAGAGAUGAAAGGAAAUUGAGAAAUAAGAUAAUCCCUACGAUAAAGAUUCAAUGGGAAGGCAAGACGCCUGAGGAGGCUGCUUGA